AUGACGGAAUACCGCGACGCCGUGGACAUCGACGAGCAGCGCAAGCUCCUGCUGGACGUCGCCCGCCUGCGGGACCGGCCCGACUUCCACGAUGUGACGUUCGUGUGCCAGGAUGGCGUGCGCGUGCGCGCCAACCGCGCCCUGCUGGCCGCGCGGUGCGAGUUCUUCGACCGCCUGCUGUACGGCGACUUGCGCGAGGCCAAGGAGGCGGUGAUCAACCUGCGCAGCGUCUCGUCAUCCAGCCUGGGCCUGGUGCUGGACUACCUGCACACCUGCUCCGUGUCCUCGCUGGGUACCGACUCCGUAGCCCACGUCGAGGCCUAUGACCUGGCGAGGCAGUAUGACCUGCCGGGCCUGCAGCGCCUGAUCGUGGACUUUCUGGUGCGGCGGGCGCGCGACGGGGCCAACGUGGGCGCGCUGAUAUCCACAGCGCUGCAGCUGCGUGCCACGGACGUGGCGGAGACGAUGCUGCCCGUCCUGUCCAGCGGGCUGGAGGAAGGCAAGAUUGCCUUCGACGGGUUCUCCGUGGAUGCGCUCAUCUUCUGCCUGAUGCACCCCAGGCUGCGCAUCGGCAGGCCCUCCGAGUUUCUCAUAUUCAGGAUGGUGUUGCACUGGGCGGUGAAGAACUACGCCGAUGAGGGCGGCGAGGGCGGCAGGGCGGGGAGCCUGGGGGUGGCCGGGUCCCCCAAGACGGAGAGGGAGCAGCAGCGCCACGCCCUGGUGUCACAGGCGGACGCCUCCCGCCUGAGGGCCGUCCUGCAGCAGAAUGGGGCCAGCAAGAUGGAGGAGUGGACGCGGGUGCUGAUGGGCGUGCGCUUCGAGUGCAUCCCCACAGACGUCCUGCAGACCCAUAUCGAGCCCCUGGAACUGGUGCCCAUGGACAGCCUGCUCCACGCUUACCGGACCCAGGCCAGCCAGUUCUCCCGGGUGGCCCUGCGAUCCACGCUUUGGGACUACUCUUGCAGGGGCAGUGGCGUGCGGAUCGAGCAGGACGUGUGUGAAUUCCGGUGCUCGAAGCACCAGGGGGCACGCACUCGGUUCCAUUUCACGUCGGGCGUGCACUCCUGGGAGCUGCAUAUCGCACAGUACUGCGACCUUGUGUGGGUGGGCGUUGUGGACGAGACAGUGAACAUGGAGGAGUGGCUGGGCAAGCAGUCGGGAGGCUGGAUGUUUGGGAGCAAUGGCUCCCUGUGCCACGCCACGAUGCAGGACAAUGGGCCCUACACGCAAAAGUAUGGGGCGCCCUUCAGGGAGGAUCACGUCGUUACGGUGAAGCUGGACAUGAACCGACGGGAGCUGGGGUUCGGUGUUAAUGGCGAAGACUUUGGUGUGGCCUUCACCAACCUUCCAGACAGGGUGUAUCCAGCAGUGUCCUGCAGGCACCCGGGACAACUCAGGCUGUGUUUUGGCGAAGAGAUAUGGACACUGCUGGACAGCCAGUCGCAGAUGCACAUGGAUUUCUUUCAGUAG
Ostreobium quekettii is the source of this 1470-nucleotide messenger RNA. The record is from the annotation of a GenBank genome assembly. NCBI's taxonomy places the organism in Eukaryota, Viridiplantae, Chlorophyta, Ulvophyceae, Bryopsidales, Ostreobiaceae.